This is a messenger RNA of Aspergillus lentulus, 1368 nucleotides long. The record is from RefSeq and is a predicted model, not a curated record. Lineage: Eukaryota; Fungi; Ascomycota; Eurotiomycetes; Eurotiales; Aspergillaceae.
AUGUUCUACUCCGGGGGUCUUCAGGCAGGAAUCUCCCUUGCUGUCACGGAGGGGAAAGCUGUGGUCUGCUUCGUUCGAGAUGACGAAGAGGCUAGUAGUGUAUGGGAGGAUGAAUACUUCAAGGAUGACGAGCAAUUCGCACGAUUACUCGAGACGCGAUCUGUUUUGCUACGACUCACGAAGGGUAGCGAUGAAGCUGGAUUCCUGACGUCGUUUUGUCCAAUUGUCCGGUUUCCCGCAGUUGUUGUGAUCAAGAAUGGGCUGUUGCGAGAGUACCUUGUGCCUGAAAUAUCCAAGGACGACUUUCGCAGUCGGCUAAGGGCUGCUCUUGAUGACACUCAAUCUACCACGCAGAAUGUUCCUCAAAAUACCUCCAGUCCCUCUCCAGCAUCGUCCUCUGCGUCUGCGCCUGUUCCCGCUCCUGCACCAACAGUGACAGCUGAACCUGCGCCCACACCUACAUCUGCGCUCUCAGAAACAGAGAAGGGCCAGCCAGAAGCUUCCGGAACACGACAACCGAAGCAUCACCAGCAAGACCAUGACCCUAGUCCUGAACAAACCCAAGAAGCGCCUGCGAAGGCAGCUGGUUCUGAUCGUGCUCCUCAACCUACGCGGAAAAACCAACAGUCGAAGAGAGAGCAACAAGUUCGGCAAUACGUCGCCAAUAUCCGUAAGCAAAGUAUCGUCGAGCCUGAAAAGGACACAUUAUCGUCUCCCGCCGCCGACACCGGAUCGGGUGUUGGUCCUUCAAGAGAAGCGUCGACACCGCGCCAACCAUCACCUCCCAAGCAAUAUCGUCUACAAGUCCGAUUAUUUGAUGGAAGCUCAGUGCGCAACAGCUUUGCACCAACACAGACUAUCCGUGGAGAUGUACGUCCGUGGCUUGACGGUCUACUACAGGAUGAGAAACGCCCAUAUAACCUUAAGCAUAUCUUGACACCCCUGCCCAGCCGAACGCUCACUAUCGCCGACGAAGAACGUACACUCGAAGAUCUUGGACUAGGAUCCACGGCGAACCUUGUGAUGAUCCCCAUCAACUCGUAUACAGAGGCAUACAACUCGUCAGGGUCUAGCCUGCCCGUGCGAGCUGCAUAUUCCGCGUACGGCUUGCUCUCCUCUGCAGUCGGCACCGCGACGGGCCUUGUGGGAUCUUUUAUCGGCUAUAACCCGGCUCCUUCAGAGUCUUCGGGCUCUGCUCCCACCACUAGUUCGUCUUCCGGAAAUGGAGCACGGAGUCAACAGCCUGCUGCGUCCAGAGGUCCUAGGAUUCGAACAUUGCGAGAUCAACGCGAAGAGCAGAAUGACAGCCAACUGUACAAUGGGAAUCAGCUGAACUUCGAGCCUCGGAGAGAUACAGAUGGGCAAUAA